AUGAAUAAUUACUUCCAACAAAAGAAAAGAACUGUCUCUCUCUCAAACCCAAAAUCAACAAAAAAACACAAUCCCAUACUCAACAACUCCUUUAAUGAUCGUCGACAACACUUUAUACAAUCUCUCGACCCUGCCUUUGCCAAUUGUAUGAUUUCUCCUCUCUAUUCAAGGCUUGCUCAAUGGGCUCUACCCUACUCCCAAAAUACCAAGAGAAACCACCAAACCCAUCACACUCUCCAAGUUGUACUCCUCAUUCUAUAUAGAUUUCUAACCAACAACCAAAGAAUCCAAUAUAUUGUUGAUGAUUUCUCGCAGUCCCAUCUCCCUAGAGAAUUAUACGCUGAAUGUCCCAAAAUUAAAUUAAGAGAAAGAGACCAAUCUUUGGAAGGUCCCUAAUGGUCCUAUGAGAACAGGCCCAAGUUGAGGAAAGAUCAAGUCGACCAAGCAAAUUAAUAUAAUAAAAGUGUUAUAGACGAUGCCGCUAAAGAUAUGACCAUGGUCUAUUUUCCAACCUGGAAAACACCCUCCAAAGACAAAUGGAAAACUGACAGAGGAUUUCUCACUACCGUUAAUCCAAAGUCAGCAGAACCUCAAUUUUAUAGCGAUGUUUACAUCGAAGGCUUUGAGGCUUUGGGAGACAUUUCAAGAAAAUUAGAUAAGGAGGAACCAAACACCAAGGAGUUUAGAACCACCAACAAAUCCACCCUUGAACCCUUGGCCUCUAUUUCAAUCAGAAAAGCCAUGUAAGAUAACAUUUACAAUAAAUUAUAACACUCAAGCUUAAAUCCUUCUGAUAUCAGUACCAAUACUAAAUAUCCUAAAAUUUAUAAUAAAUCUAUAAGGCAAUAGAUCAUCUCUAUUGCAAAAAAGUUUAAAGAAGAUGAUUGA
Messenger RNA from Paramecium octaurelia, 888 nucleotides. NCBI's taxonomy places the organism in Eukaryota, Ciliophora, Oligohymenophorea, Peniculida, Parameciidae. The record is from the annotation of a GenBank genome assembly.